Molecule: messenger RNA, 1773 nt
Organism: Condylura cristata (star-nosed mole)
Lineage: Eukaryota; Metazoa; Chordata; Mammalia; Eulipotyphla; Talpidae
Gene: HELZ2
Product: helicase with zinc finger 2, transcriptional coactivator
Exons: 8
Coding region: 1-1773 (590 amino acids)
Molecular function (GO): RNA binding; 5'-3' DNA helicase activity; RNA nuclease activity
Source: RefSeq, a predicted model, not a curated record
AUGGCCAGGUGGUCACUGUGGCAGGUGGACGUGCAGGGGUCUGUGGGCAUUGCCAGAAGCCACUGGGCUUGCGAGCACCCCAGUCAUUUCCCCUCGGUGCUGCGAUCGCCAGUUACUGCUGAGGAAUUCAAACCCAGGGGCUCGGGCAGUGGCCGUGGUCCGCUGGGGCCCCAGGCUGGCCGCCUGUCAGCGCCCCGGGCCGGGCACGCCUCCCCCAACAGUGCAGAGUGCCGCGGUGACACGGAUGUUGGAACAAUGACCCAGGGUGACCGCCACCACGAGCAGCCCGAGGAGGACAGUGCGCUGGGCGCCCGCGCCGCCCACCUCAUGGUCAAGGAGUACAUGAUCCUGUUCAACAGCCUGGUGGCCGAGUUCCUGGUGGGCAGCGAGCUCACGCGCACGGUCACCCCGCUGCGCUGGCAGCCCCCGCCCGGCGGCCGGCAGCUGGAGGCCCUGGGCGAGAAGCACGGGGAGCUGGUGCCCCUGUCGCUGCACCUGGGCCAGCACCUGCGGGCCGGCACCCCCUGCGCGCAGCUGCACGUCCUGGCCGGGCUCUGGGCGCGCGUCCAGCAGGCCGCCCACACCGAGGACCUGAGCCUGCUGGUGGACCUGCUCACCACGGACGACCUGCACCCCGCGCUGGCCCUCGCGGGCCUGGACCUCCGCAGGGCCCUGGGCCGCUCGGCCCUGGGCCGCUCCAGCCAGGGUGACCGGCAGCAAGCCAGCCACUACUCGCUGCAGGUGGACUGGUACACCUGGGCCUCCUCGCCCAUCCGCAGGUACCUGGACGUGGCGGUGCAGCGGCUGCUGCUGCUGGCCCUGGGCCACGGCGGCUGCGCCUACUCGGCCGGGGACAUCGACCGGCUGUGCCAGGACUUCGGCCGGCAGCACGUGGUGCUCCUGGGGGACCACAAGCAGCUGCGGCCGGUCGUCAAGAACGAGCAGUUGCAGAACCUGGGGCUGGACCGGUCUCUCUUCGAGAGGUACCAGAAGGACGCCUACAUGCUGGACACGCAGUACCGCAUGCACGAGGGCAUCUGUGCCUUCCCCUCCGCGGAGUUCUACCGGCGACAGCUGAAGACCUGGAAGGGGCUGCGCCGGCCGCCCAGCGUCCUGGGCCACGCCCAACGGGACAGCUGCCCCGUCCUCUUUGGCCACGUGCAGGGCCACGAGCAGAGCCUGCUGGUGUCCACGGACGAAGGGAACGAGAACUCCAAGGCCAAUCUGGAGGAGGUGGCGCAGGUGGUGCGCAUAGCCAAGCAGCUGACCCUGGGGAAGACGGUGGACCCCAGGGACAUCGCCAUCCUCACGCCCUACAACGCACAGGCAGCCGAGAUCAACAGGGGCCUUCUGAGAGAGGGCGUCACGGGGGUGACCGUGUGCUCCAUCACCAAGAGCCAGGGCAGCGAAUGGCGGUACGUGCUGGUCAGCACCGUCCGAUCCUGCCCAGAGGGUGACGUGGACCAGCGGCCCACCAAGGGCUGGCUGAAGAAGUUCCUGGGUUUUGUGGUGGACCCCAACCAAGUGAACGUGGCCAUCACCCGGGCUCAGGAGGGGCUGUGCCUCAUUGGUGGGGCUGGCCGGAAGUCCGGUCCAAGGUCCCCGGCCGCCGGCCUUGACAGCAUCCUGCCCACGCAGCGCCCCGGAGCCACUGGUGGGGUGGGGACGAGGCCGCCCCCAUUGGCCACCAUGGCCUUGAGGCGCGCCAGGGCUGGAGUGCGCCUGACCCUGGGUGGGGAGGCAGUGGGCCCCGUGGCCAGCCAGCUGCCCUAA